UGAGAGAUUCUUGCUUGUUUAGGUAUGAAUUGGUCCCUGCUAUAAUCUCAAGAUUUGGCAGUAAUUGCCCAUUUGGGACAGAGACAAACACUGUGCUAAAUUCUUAGAUCACCUCAAUUUUAGAAACCCAAGGGCACAUCAGGCAAAAUGACUAGAGGAGAACUUUUUUGCAGUGGCAGCUAAAUAAGAUACCCUAAAAACUUAGCAUUACAUAAACAAAGAAGAGAACCUUAGCCCCACCCCCACCCCCAACAAAAGCAUCCACCUUUAUCCCAUUUUUGGCUACAAAAUGCGCCCAAAGUAGAACCAAUCAAUCUUGUCCCCAAGUUUUAUUUUUCUCCUGCUUGCUGUUGUUGCUUUUGCAGUCUGCACCACCCCUUCCUGCAACUGCAACCCCUUAUUCAUUCUUGAAUCAUCCUCAAUUUCUCAGGUUCCCAAAAAAAGAAAAAAAAAGUAGAUUAAUUAUCCAUUUUAUCAAGAUUUGUCCAAAAAAUGGAUGGCAACAACCAAAUCCCACAAGGGCUGAGCCCAGAAGAAUUCUCUGAACUCGAGCCGCUAAUUUCCACGUACCACACUUUUGAGCCAGCCCCAAAUACAUGCACAUCCCUGAUAACUCAGCGCAUUGAUGCACCAGCAAAAGUGGUGUGGCCAUUCGUCAGGCGUUUUGACAAUCCUCAGAAGUACAAACACUUCAUCAAGGGCUGCAACAUGACAGGGGAUGGAAGUGUAGGCAGCAUCAGAGAAGUCACGGUUGUUUCGGGGCUUCCAGCUUCUACCAGCACCGAGAUACUCGAGAUUCUGGAUGAAGAAAAGCAUAUUCUGAGCUUCAGGGUGGUUGGGGGAGAGCACAGGCUAAACAACUAUAAAUCUGUGACAUCAGUUAAUGAAUUCGAUAAUGAAGGUAAGGUUUACACCAUUGUUCUGGAGUCUUAUAUUGUUGAUAUCCCAGAAGGCAACACUGCGGAGGAUACAAAGAUGUUUACUGAUACAGUUGUGAAGUUGAAUCUCCAAAAGCUUGGGGUCGUGGCAAUGGCUUCUUUGCAUGGACAUGAAUGAAUUUGAUCGGAUAAAGGUGGCGAUGGUUCUGAUGGUGCGUUUCUGCAAUACUCUAGCUCAAAAAAAGGGGAGGGGGGGUGGGGAUUUAUUACCCCAUUAAAAUGGUAGUACCAUCUUCUCUCAAGGGUUUGUUGAAAGUUGAAAUUGGUUUCUCGUUUUUCAUUUCUUGUUUUAGGUGAUCAUCAAAUAUAAUUAAUUACUAGUUUUUGUUGGCUGAAUGUGAAAUCAGCCAUAGUUUUUUGGGCUAUCAUUAAAGAAAGUUUCAUUUCCUUCUAAAAUAAAUGAUUGGUCGGCGGCAUUGGCACAUUAAUUAGUUAGAUUUUUCUUUGGAUUUAAUAAGUUCAAUCAAUUGUACUUAUUGCUACUUUAUACAUUUGAUCUGAUUUGU
Coffea arabica (coffee) is the source of this 1444-nucleotide messenger RNA. RefSeq names its product abscisic acid receptor PYL2-like. Lineage: Eukaryota; Viridiplantae; Streptophyta; Magnoliopsida; Gentianales; Rubiaceae. Gene Ontology annotation, molecular function: abscisic acid binding; signaling receptor activity; protein phosphatase inhibitor activity. Gene Ontology annotation, biological process: abscisic acid-activated signaling pathway. Gene Ontology annotation, cellular component: nucleus; cytoplasm. The record is from RefSeq and is a predicted model, not a curated record.